AUGGAUCCCCCAAAGGUUUCUUCAAAAGGCUUGCGUGGCCUGCAGCAGGGCGAUCCUCUUUUCCCACCUUUGUUCCUCAUUGUUGGAGAGGCCCUUUCCAGAAUGUUGAAUAAAGGAGAAGAGGAAGAUUCUGUGUUGGUGGAUAAUUUACAUUUCGUCAUUCGUUGCUUUGAGGUGGUGUCGGGUUUGAAGGUAAAUCUGACCAAAUCCAAAUUAUGCGGUAUCAAUAUAGAGCCCAAGGAGGUUUCAGAUUUUGCUCAAAAGAUGGGCUGCGCAGCGGCCUCCUUCCUUUCUUCCUUUGUUGGCCUCCCUCUAUGUACGGGUGUGCCCCCUAAAUCUGCGUGGGACAAGGUGAUAAAUCGUUUCGAAUCCUAUCUAACCAAAUGGAAGUGUCGUUUUCUCUCGAGAGGUGGGCGUCUAACUCUCAUAAAGGCGGCCCUGUCCAAUCUGCCUGUGCACCUCAUGUCCCUUUUCAGAUGCCCUCCUAGUAAAUUGAAGUCAAUCGAUAAGCUGAUGCGGGAUUUCUUCUGGAACGACAAAUCUGAUUAA
This is a messenger RNA of Magnolia sinica, 549 nucleotides long. RefSeq lists its product as uncharacterized. The record is from RefSeq and is a predicted model, not a curated record. The coding region runs from base 1 to 549 and encodes 182 amino acids. The transcript is spliced from 2 exons. NCBI's taxonomy places the organism in Eukaryota, Viridiplantae, Streptophyta, Magnoliopsida, Magnoliales, Magnoliaceae.